GCUUUCCUCUUCGUGCCUCGGUGCCUCGAUCUCCCUUUCUCGCAGGUUUUCUUGAGUUGAAGCUUCGAGCAAGGAUCUUUGGAAUUUUAGGAAGAUGGCAGAGGAUGGGUACAAGGUCAAGUUACAUGUGUACGACCUAAGCCAAGGACUUGCUCGGCAGCUUUCAAUGACAUUUUUGGGAAAGGUUAUCGAAGCCAUAUGGCACACUGGUUUGGUAGUCUAUGGAAAGGAAUACUAUUUCUCAGGAGGCAUUCAACAAGACCCAGCUGGAAAGACUCCCUAUGGAACUCCAAUCCGAGUUGUGGAAUUGGGGGUGACACAUGUUCCUGAGGAAGUCUUUGAGGAGUACUUGCAAGAGAUCAGCGAACGCUACACAGCUGAGACUUACAACCUUCUCAGUCAUAACUGCAACAACUUCAGCAAUGAGGUGGCACAAUUCCUUGUUAGCACCACAAUUCCAGACUACAUCCUUCAGCUUCCAAAUGAAGUAAUGAGCAGUCCCAUGGGAGCACUUAUACUUCCCAUGAUUCAGCGGCUGGAAACAACUUUAAAGUCGGGUGCCGUACCUCAAGCUCCUCAAUUCAAUCCUGUAUCCAUGACCCAAACAAUUGCUCCAACCAGCGUUUCUUCAAGCCCAACCAAGAGAGAUGCCUCUGCAGAGUCCGGUGGCAAUAACGCUGAUUCCGGGAGUUCACGAGCAAAGGUUGUGGGUGAUGCAAAUUCAACUCCACCUGCAGUGAAACUUGCAACAGUAAGCGAAGAGAAGCAACCCCAGCUGGCUGAAGACCCUCUCGGUGACGCUCGCAACAAGGUGCAGGAAGAGAUCACCAGGGAAUUUGCUGCGAUCAUGGCGACCGGGACGAUUCGUGCAAGUGAGGCUGCAGCCCUUGCGACAAGAAGAGUGAUGGAAAGGCAUGGGCGGUUGAAUGUGCCCAUGCAGCGAGGAUAACACAAAAGGCGAAUCGAAUGCCAUUCUUUCGUAGCAGUUUUUGCUGCUUCGGACAUUUUAAACAUAACUUGACUACCAUAUCCCACUAUUCAUCAAUAAAUUCAAUGUGCUUGCAACGUAAA
Molecule: messenger RNA, 1071 nt
Organism: Musa acuminata subsp. malaccensis (wild Malaysian banana)
Lineage: Eukaryota; Viridiplantae; Streptophyta; Magnoliopsida; Zingiberales; Musaceae
Biological process (GO): protein modification by small protein removal
Molecular function (GO): peptidase activity
Source: RefSeq, a predicted model, not a curated record